Messenger RNA from Esox lucius (northern pike), 2415 nucleotides. RefSeq names its product matrix metallopeptidase 25a (gene mmp25a). Gene Ontology annotation, cellular component: extracellular matrix. Gene Ontology annotation, molecular function: zinc ion binding; metalloendopeptidase activity. Bases 638 to 2362 code for a protein of 574 amino acids. Lineage: Eukaryota; Metazoa; Chordata; Actinopteri; Esociformes; Esocidae. The transcript is spliced from 10 exons. Gene Ontology annotation, biological process: proteolysis; extracellular matrix organization; collagen catabolic process. The record is from RefSeq and is a predicted model, not a curated record.
UCAUGUGGGUAGCUGGUACUCACAAGCCAGUUGGCAGUCACAUGUGUAAGCCAAUGACAUCAUCUUCUCAGUAUGUAUUAUGUUUUAACCUUGAGAUUGGCACCUCAUUGAAGAAGGUAGGUUUGGUUUAUGAAAUGUGUACUGCAAAGUGCGAGUAUGUCUAUCUAAGGAUGUGCUCUGCAGUGUGAGAGGAAACAGAAAGUGUGUUUACCAGAAUGGAGUGGGCGAGAGCAAGAACAAAAUGUGAGGGGGAGGGUUGGCUGACCAUUAGUCUGUCCUAUUGAUCCAUACAGUGUUCAUCCAUGCUCAGGCCCUGCCUAGUCUCAGGGGACGUAACAAGAGGAACAAACCGACAAGACCUCCACUUGAGAAGCAUCUUCAACUGUUCUCCAUUUUGCGGUUUCUCCUCUUACUCAGGGAAAAAAGGUUGUUUAUAAGUAUCCAGUUCGUUAUUAGUUUUAUUAGUUAUCCUGAGGACACAAGAGGCCUCAGGUUCAAUAACCUAUGGGAAGCCAAUGGUUUUGAACCAAGCAUUUGACACAAGUGGCCACAUACUGUGGAAUGAAACAGACAUCCUGCAUUGCCCAUCUUUAACAGAGGACGCCGUGAGCAAAUAUUAAACCUUGUGGCGCUAGUUAUGCUUUACAGUCAUAUUCUCUUGAUGAGUGGAGCAGGGCUUCUUGCAACCAUCUCAUUCGGGCUUUGUGCCCCAACAGCUAACCAGUACUCUCGUGGAGUGGACUGGCUGAGUCGAUAUGGGUACCUGCCCCCUUUGGACCCCCGCACAGAGAGACUCCAAACCAGGGAGGGCAUCCAGCAAGCCCUCCGCCAGAUGCAGAGGUUUGGUGGACUAGAGGAGACAGGAAUACUGGACAAUCCCACUAUAUCUCUGAUGAGUACCCCUCGUUGUUCCCUGCCUGACAUUGUUGGAAAGGAAGACCUAAUGAGGAAGAGGAGGAAAAGGAGAAAGAGAUAUGCUCUGACUGGGCUACGAUGGGAAAAGAAGGAUAUCACCUGGAGUAUACACAGCUAUCCGUCCACCUCCCGGUCUUCCUCUCUCUAUCCUGAGCUGGUGGACAACAUCAUCACCCACGCCCUCCGUGUGUGGAGCAGCAAGACCCCCCUCAACUUUCACCAACUCCUCUCCUCCCGAGACCACCCGAAUAAAGAGGGGGAUAUUAGGGUUUCCUUCCAAAGCUCCUACCAUGAGGAUGGAUACUCCUUUGAUGGUAGAGGAGGCACCCUGGCUCACGCCUUCUUCCCAGGAAUGGGGGCCAUUUCGGGGGACACCCACUUUGACAAUGAUGAGCUGUGGAGUUAUGGGUACAGAGAUGACCUUGGCACCACAGAUCUCUUCACGGUGGCGGUGCAUGAGUUUGGUCACGCCCUGGGCCUCUCACACUCCUCUUCCAGUCCCUCCAUCAUGAGUCCAUACUACCAGGGGACGGUAGGGGGCAUCCAGGGAUAUACCCUACCUAAUGAUGAUACACUGGCCAUACAGGCCAUUUAUGGUAAAAACUCUGCAUCUCAUCCCACUUUCACCACAACCAGUCCUGAUCUUCCUCGUCUGCCCAGUCUUUCCCCUCCAAGACCAACAUCACGCCCAGACCCUGAUCUGCCAGAUCGCUGUGUGGGGAAAUUUGAUGCUGUUGCCAAUAUCAGAGGGGAAGUCUUCUUCUUCAAGGGUGCUUUCUAUUGGCGAGUUCAGCAGGGGCGUUCUCUGUUGUCCUUCACCCCGGCUCUAAUUCAUAACUUCUGGGUAGGCCUCCCUCCACAUCUGGACCAGAUCGACGCAGUCUAUGAAAGGAGCAAUGGACACAUUGUCUUUUUCAUUGGAGACCAGUACUGGGUCUUCAAAGACACAAACUCUCUGCCAGGGUACCCACGCCCACUUCAAGACUGGAACCUGCACACUCCGGAGGGUCGGGCACCGGAGAGGGUCGAGGCAGUGUUUGUGUGGGCACACAAUGGGCAAACAUACGUGUUCAGCGGAGGGCAAUACUGGAGAUUCGACGAAACAGGCCAGGAGAGGAAACAGGAAUCGGGUUACCCAAAAAGGGCCUCCCUGUGGUCUGGGGUGCCCUCUGACCCAGAUGACAUCAUCAGCCUGAGAAAUGGAGAUACAUACUUUUUCAAAGAGACUUCAUACUGGGUGCUGAAGAGUGGGGAAUUGAACCAGGGAAAUAUCACUCCAAAAUCCACAGCAGUGGAUUGGAUGAUAUGUGAGGCUCCUGUAACAACUCCCAGCCACUUACCGAAGAGACCAAACAGAGACUGUGACUGUAGCAGAACAGUGACAAUACAGGCAUCUCAUUGGCUAAUACUAUCUGUUUUUAUUUUGUUGUUUUCUUCCAUAAAUUAGUUUCCUCUUUUUAUUAUUGCAUUUUUUACGAAGUUGUAUUGUUUUUUUCAAAG